UGGCCGCGAGCCUGUGGGUCGCCCUGUCGGCGGUGGCUCCAUUCCAAAUGGACAGGCCCGGGCCCAGCCCUUGGCUCGGCCUCCUUGGUGGCUGAGCAGGGACCGGCUCUCGCGGGAGCCGUGGCAGGUGACCCGGACCUCCUUCCGAGCCCAGAGGCGGGACAGCAAUGUCUGCUGUGGGGGCGGCAGCUCCAUACCUGCACCACCCCGGAGACAGUCACAGUGGCCGAGUGAGUUUUCUGGGGCCCCAGCCCCCUCUGGAGGUGGCAGCAAUGGCCCCGCUCCUGGGCGACUUGGACAGGGGCAUGUUCAGAAAGCUCUUGAAGCUGGUGGUGGGCAGCUUGCAGGGAGAGGACUGCUGUGAGGCUGUGCAGCACCUCAGGGCCGGCACGGACCUGCCAGAGCAGCGCCUGGGCAUCCUGCUGGCCGGCUUGCACGCUCUGCUCCGGCAAGCCCUCCGACUGCCCCCCACCAGUCUGACGCCGGACACCUUCAGGGACCAGCUCCAGGAACUCUGCAUCCCCCAGGAUUUGGUUGCGGACUUGACCAGCGUGCUGUUUGGGAGCCAGCGGCCCCUCCUUGACUCCAUGGCCAGGCAGCAGGCAGCCUGGCUGCCCCACAUGGCCGAGCUGCGGUGGCGGGUGGACGUGGCCAUCUCCACCAGCGCCCUGACACGCUCCCUGCAGCCCAGCGUCCUUAUGCAGCUGAGGCUGUCAGAUGGGUCAGCAUACCGCCUCGAGGUCCCCACAGCCAAGUUCCAGGAGCUGCGGUACAGCGUGGCCCUGGUGCUGAAGGAGAUGGCGGACCUGGAGAAGCGGUGUGAGCGCCGGCUGCAGGACUGACCGAGCUGCCCAUCCCACCCGUCCCUGGAGGUGCUCUGCAGCCUCUCGCGGGCCUGGCCCUCCGGCAAGAGGAUCUGGGGGUGGUCUUUUCUGCGUGGUUGGAAACAGCUGUGCAGCUCAGUCCUCUUUGAAAGUAAAGUAGCUGCAAGCACAUGUCUUCCUGGUGGGUGUUCCACCACCUGCGCUGUGGUCCUGCUGCUGGGGGAGGGCCCCGGGCAUGGGCCUGUGUGCCCCUCAGCUGGCCUUGGGCCUCGUGUUAGCUCUGUGACUCCUGCUUCCACGUGGACAUCUGGCCUCACAGAGCCAACAUGCCUGCAGGACGGGGGCCCUAGGGUAGCCGUGAGGGGUUGGUGGGUGACGCAGGAGCUGAAGCCGGGUUGGGGGGUGGGCUGUGGGGCCCUCAGUCCCAGGCUGUCACUCUAACUGGCUCAGGAUGGCUUUCUUGAGGACAUGGCACCUGAGCAGAGACUUGAAAGCGGAAAGCAGCAGAGUGGUGAGGGGACCUGAGGGGGACUCCAGGGAGCCAGUACGUUGUUAGGCCCAGUGGCUGCACUGCAUGAGGGGCGCAUGGAGGCCUGUGUGAUAAUCUGGGGUGAUGCUACAGGUGAGCAGCAACUGCAGGGUGUGAAGGGCUUGGCUCAGGUCUGGUUCUGAGUGAGGAGCAGACAGCAGGGUGGAGUCGGGGCACAGGAGGCUGUUGCCGGGACUCCCUCCUCUGCCCUAGGGUGGGGAUGUGGUCUCCAGCAGCGGCGCACCCCAGGCAGGGGCCUCAGGACCUGUUCUGCACACCCCGUGCCUUCAGGCUGUGUUCCUGGACCAAGUCCUCUCUCAGCCGUACUCCAGGACACACAUCUCAAAGAGGCAAACGUGCUUGAGCAGUGAUUUGGGUGCCCAGCUGGCAGCCGGCUGCGCCUGUGCAGGAGCCCCUGCCCACCCCAGCACCCCUUCACACCCCUGCUCCAUGCAGUGUGUGCUUGGUUUCCAGAAGGGCCCCCCCCAAGCUGUCUUAAGCCUGCCCCUGGCAGUGAAGGGCAGGGGAGGGGCGCAGCCCUGGGGCUCCCAGUGACUACAGGACAUUUGUCCCUUGUGGGGUCCACCGUGCCCCUCCCCCGAGGACAGGGCUGGGCUUGGGGCUGGAUGGCCUGCGCUGCCCCUGCCCACCUGGGUGGACAUGCUCAGGUCAGCUCAGGCCACACGGACCUCCCUGGGCGGUUAGCCUGUCUUGGAAGAUGUCCCCAUUUUGACGCAUACAAAAAACCCGAAAUAUGAUACCAAAAAAAUCCUAAGGAAUUCUGACCUGCACUAUCUGGCCACGCCUGGGGGCGCUGGGCACCCCAGGGCCCUUCAUGGAGGCCGCACCUUCACGGCCCCAUCACCUGAUUCAUGUUGGGCGUCAGGACCCAACAUGGCAACUCUGGGUGGGGGGCGCAGAUACUGAGAACUCCGCGGUCUGUGCUGUUGGUGGUUCACGCGUGUUGCCUCUGACGACUGCCCAGGAGAGCCCCGGCACCCACACGAGUACCUAGAGCCCUGGGCCGUGCGCCCCUUGCCGGCCUGGACCCCCUUCACUGGGAGAGCCUUGUGUGCUGACUUGGGUGUAGACCCGCCUCUGGCCAGGGUACAGCCUUGGAAGGCUCAUGGACCCUGAGCAGAGCAAACACACACAUUUAGGGUCCCCUCAGUGAAACCUGACCAGUGUGGCCAGAAAUGGAAACCUGGGAUCUGGGUGCAGGAGCCCUGGUGGCUAGGAUCACACCCAGUGGCAAGCAAGCCCCGGGCCACUCUGUUGGGGGCUGCGGCAGCGCGCGCCUAUCCAGGGUCAGGCGAUGUCGCUACGUGUCCUGCUGGUCCAGUGUUGCACUCAGCCCUGCAGGCCAGGUCUGAGGACAGUCAGUGGGCUCUGAGAGGCCCACGCCACCUCCGCUCCUGCACCACCCUGCCCGCCAGGUUUCCGCGGGGGCCCAGGGCUGUCGAGGUGUCUUCACUUGCUGGGAGAGUUAGUGGGGGGGGGCACUGGGCAUGUGGUCCUGGCCUUGCUUCUUCCCGAGCUGGUGCAGGGGCGUGCGGAUGGCAGGUUGGAGGCCGGGGUCUUGCUGUAGGGGUGGGCAGGCGCGCCUGACCUGGGAGGCCCCUCUGUGGCGCAGGCUGCUGGGAGGGGGGGCUCUUCCACCAAAGCCCAGAGUCAGCCGCUGAACCUUGUGGCGGCUCUGCCUGUGGCCACCCAGGGCAGGCCCCUCCUGGCCCAGCUCCCAAAGGGCAGAUGGCGGCGUCUGCACACGGGAACCACAGGCCCCAGAUAGUGCUGAUCCUGUCAGAAAUCAACGUGCAAUCUGAUCAGUGAGACGAAAGUGAUUUCAGUUCAAAAUGAUGGAUUUAAUUUAUUGUCUCCAAAAAGAAAUCCAAAGUAUGUCAAAAUCUACACUGAAAGGGUCCUGGAAAUUCUUGCGCAUACUGUUGUAUUUACUGAAGCCAAAAUUGGGAACUACAGCUUGAAAGUGGCGCAGAAUUUCCCCACCCCAUCACAGCCACAGCUGCUGGACCUCAGGGCCCAAGGCCGGGAGUGUGGCGCCCCCUCCAGCCGCAGGGCCGCCGGUCAGCUCUCUGGGCUUCGGCUGCCCUGGGACACAGGUAAAGCGACCGCCGCUGAACCGAGAGGAUCAGGGGGAGGGAAGGGCCCAGGCCCCGCGGGCAGCCCGAGGCGCCAGUGUCCGAACCCCGCUGGCUCUUGGAGGUGAGGCUUCCAGGGUCUCCCAUGUCACUGGCGGUCUUCUGUGCCCCAAGUGCUAGCGGUUACUCUGAGCUCUUCCACCUGUCGACAGACUGAGCUACUUCAACAGGGAGAUUUAUUUGGGCAAACGUCAACCUCAGUAACUGGGCAGCGUCCGGUCACAAGGGUCAGGAGUGCUCUGUGGACAGGUGCUGGGAAGCGAGGUGAGGAUGUGGCCAGCUGCGGCUGGGCACUUGCCUCACCUGGGGAGGCCUUGCUGGCUGUGGCUUUUGUUCUCAGGUGUAAAUGCUGCCUCAGCGGUUGGCUGUGUAGCUAACGAGGCGCCGGGGCUGGGCGGCCACCCUGGGCCACAUGUAGCACCUCACCUGUUCAAAGGGGAAAGGGGAGCCGUAGGUCCAGGGCAGCAGCACAUCACCCCUCCCUUUGGCCCUGCCCGUCACCGGGGCGCUCGGCUCCCCCAGGGAUGGCACGGUGACCUCACAGUGUCCUCCGCAGAGGCUGGGGGCGGUGGCCCUCAGUGCUCAGCAGCCUCAGCGGCCAGCGGAGCGGAGCG
Messenger RNA from Talpa occidentalis (Iberian mole), 4123 nucleotides. RefSeq names its product COMM domain containing 5 (gene COMMD5). Gene Ontology annotation, cellular component: nucleus. The transcript is spliced from 2 exons. The coding region runs from base 168 to 842 and encodes 224 amino acids. Lineage: Eukaryota; Metazoa; Chordata; Mammalia; Eulipotyphla; Talpidae. The record is from RefSeq and is a predicted model, not a curated record.